Rhinichthys klamathensis goyatoka is the source of this 1348-nucleotide messenger RNA. RefSeq names its product mitochondrial transcription termination factor 2 (gene mterf2). Bases 129 to 1277 code for a protein of 382 amino acids. NCBI's taxonomy places the organism in Eukaryota, Metazoa, Chordata, Actinopteri, Cypriniformes, Leuciscidae. The transcript is spliced from 2 exons. Gene Ontology annotation, biological process: termination of mitochondrial transcription; regulation of DNA-templated transcription. Gene Ontology annotation, molecular function: double-stranded DNA binding. The record is from RefSeq and is a predicted model, not a curated record. Gene Ontology annotation, cellular component: mitochondrial matrix.
CAAGAACAAGAGGUGCUCAUAUCUUACUGAAGAAGAUGUGACCGCUGUCACUACAGAGGAAUGUCACUUGUUUGCAAUGCACACAAUUACCCAACGGUCCCAUCCACAGACCUGUAGAUUGUGCAAACAUGUUGCGAUUAGUCACGACAUCACUGUCUCUCUACUGCCAGCGGGCUCAAGUAACAACUUUACUCCUCACAAGGCCCAACUCCUCGAUCGUUCAUGAAGAGAACCUGGUUACCGUAGACGCCUUGUACGACUUGUCCGUAGACAUCAGUAAAAUCCGGAAGGUGAAGGGUUGGGUGUUGCGGCAGAGCCCCGUAUACGUGAGCGAGACUGCCGCCCUGCUAAGGGACAUGGGGGCUAGCGGGCCUGUCAUCGCUCGUGUUUUGGAGCUCCAUCCUGAGGCCAUCCUCUGCAAACCUGAGCAAAUGGAGGCGCAGAAAAAGCUGUGGAUGUCUGUGUGCGCCAGCCAGAAAGAUCUGGUAGGAAUCAUUGAAAAAUUCCCUGCCUCGUUUUUCUCCUCGUCCUCUGAUCACGACAACCAGAAGGCCAACAUUGUGUAUUUCCAAACGCUGCAUCUUAACAAGCGCAUCAUUAGCAAGCUCAUGGCCAGCGCCCCUCAAAGCUUCAGCCGCCCUAUGAAGCAAAACGCGGAGAUGAUCCAGACCCUGCAGAAGACCUAUUUGGACUUGGGUGGGAAGGAGGACAAUCUGAAGAUCUGGUUGCAGAAGCUGCUUACUCAGAAUCCCUACGUGCUUCUUAAGCCCCCCGAGGUCCUGCGCGAAAACUUGACGUUCUUGCGCGACAGGGGCUUCACCAGCAAUGAGCUCUUGCGGCUGCUUUCCAAACUGAGAGGUUUCGUUACUGAGCUGAAUCCUGAAAGCAUGAGACUCACCCUCAGCUACUCACAGGAGACCCUGGAAUGCACAGAAGUAGAGUUUAAGGAGGUCGUACUUCAGUGUCCAGCCUUGUUAUACUAUUCUGUGCCUAUACUAGCUGAUCGCUUCAAUGGACUCCUCACCGCUGGAGUAAGUAUGGAGCAGAUCAUGGAGACUCCCACAGUGAUAGAACUGACAACGCAGAUAGUUCAAUAUCGCAUUCAAAAACUGCGCUCUUUUGGUUAUGAUGUACGUACUGGCAGCCUGGAAGUCCUCAACGGCACCAAAAAGGACUUCGAGAUGAGCUAUGGGAAGCUGCGUCUUAGGCGAGAGAGGCCACUGUUUAAUCCAGUAGCUCCACUGCAGUCCAGUUCUCCACUGCGAACGGAAGAUUAAAUAUUGGAGCCCGUUUCCACCACAGAAUAAAAAAAUUAAAAAGGUAAUUGUGACGUUUUAUCUCAAUUCUG